This is a messenger RNA of Cyclopterus lumpus (lumpfish), 3335 nucleotides long. It is a transcript of the gene cadm4, whose product is annotated as cell adhesion molecule 4. Lineage: Eukaryota; Metazoa; Chordata; Actinopteri; Perciformes; Cyclopteridae. The transcript has 9 exons. Bases 298 to 1581 code for a protein of 427 amino acids. Gene Ontology annotation, cellular component: cell-cell contact zone. Gene Ontology annotation, biological process: negative regulation of peptidyl-tyrosine phosphorylation; regulation of Rac protein signal transduction; regulation of wound healing. The record is from RefSeq and is a predicted model, not a curated record. Gene Ontology annotation, molecular function: vascular endothelial growth factor receptor 2 binding.
CCGGCCGAGCCGUCACAGACGAGCAUUCCGGGGGAGAGAAAGUGUGUGUGUGAGAGAGAAGGAGCAUUACUAUGUAAAGACCUGCCACGACACGCACUGAGCGCUUGACAAAACACACACACGCACACACACGUACACGCACGCGCGCGCUCGCGCUCAUCAACCACAAACUCACGCACGCACACAGAGACGCGGACGGCGCUGUCGGAGAGUGAACCUGCGGGUUCAUGUCACCCUGAUUUCUCCAAGGAAGAGGAAUACCGAGGCAGAGGUCGGAGGGGAAUACCAGCGACAGCGAUGGCUCUCGCGACCGUGUGGAACUACUGCGUCCCUCUCGCCAUCAUCACCGUCGCCUGCCUGGUGCGCACCGCUCGUUGCCAGGCGGUGCAGGCAGAGAAUGUGACAGUCUUGGAGGGAGGUACAGCCCAGAUCUCCUGCCGCCUGCAGAACUACGAUGGAUCAAUCGUGGUUAUCCAGAAUCCCCGCCGACAGACCCUCUUCUUCAACGGCACGCGAGCCCUGAAGGACGACCGUUUCCAGAUGUUGCUCUUCACGCCACGGCUGGUGCGCAUCGAGUUGACCAACGUCAGCGUGUCGGAUGAGGGCGGCUACUUCUGCCAGCUCUACACGGACUCCACGCAUCACCAGGUGGCGACGCUCUCUGUUUCGGUGCCCCCGGAGACGCCCACGGUGGAGGUCAAGCAGGAGGCCGUGGAGGGCGGCGAGGUGGAGCUCACCUGUAUGUCGCCGCGCAGCAAGCCGGCCGCCACCCUGCGCUGGAUUCGCAAUGGCCGUGAGCUACCAGGUGUGGUAUCUCAGCAGGACAACGCGAAGACGUUCAGUGUGUCCAGCACCAUCCGGAUCUCGGUAGAAAGGAAAGACAACGGGGCGGCGCUGAGCUGCGAGGCGUUCCACCCAGCACUCGGCGGGCAGAAGAGGAUUCGACACUACCGCCUGGAUGUGAAUUUUGCUCCAACAGUCAGAAUUGUUCCUCCCUCUGGCAUUUUGCGAGAGGGCGACUCGCUCAGCCUCACCUGCUCCGUCUCUGGGAACCCUCUGCCCAGGAACAUUCAGUGGUCCAAGAUUAAUGAAUCCUUACCCGAGAGGGCCGAGAUUUCUGGCCCCACCUUUCAGAUUUCUCGCCUCAGCCAAUCACACAACGGGACGUACUUGUGCCAGGCCCAGAACAACUAUGGACGCGCUGCCGAUCAUUACACCCUGCUGGUGUACGAUAAUGUGUCAGUCACUACCACGGUCCCUCCCACUCCCUCCACCCAACCAAUCACCUCCCAUCCCGCCACCCCAACCCUCCUAACACCCAGCUUCGCUCCGGACCCAAAAGAUCCCGGCGCGGUGGUGGAGACUCACAGUGCAGUACCAUAUGCAGUGAUAGGUGGCGUUCUGGCCCUGCUGGUUUUCACCGUCAUCUGUGUCCUCAUCGUCACCAUCUGGUGCUCCGUUCGACAGAAAGGUUCCUAUCUUACCCAUGAGGCCAGUGGGUUGGAUGAACAUGGUGAGGUGCAGGAGGCUUUCCUCAAUGGGAACGACGCCAGCCAGGGCAAGAAGGAGUACCUACUGUAGCCCCUCCCCCUCCCUAUCCCCUCCUCUUCUGACCUCAUCCCCCCUAUCCCUUCCUCUCCCUGUGUCUCACCUUAUAUACAGUAGACACACACGACACACACACACAGACACAACACACACUUCUAUACAAAGCGCCAUAACAGGCGGCCUUCUGAAAUCGACUGUAUACAGAUACUGCACACAGCCAAUCUAUCCCGCUCCAUUCCACUUCACGUCCUCCAGGCACACACACACACACACACACACACACACACACACAGCGACAGAUUGAGAAAAAGAGAGCCUAUAGACCCACCAGCUAUUAACGACUGUGCCAUAUACUGUAAGUCGGUGAAACUGGGGUAAAUGCAGAGCAAGAGGUUGAGGGUGAAUGUAGACAAUAACGAAAUGACGCCAUAAUUAUUUUGGAUCGAGAGGAAAGCGGCGAGCACAAAGGAAACCGGCACUCUGCCUGUGCAGCCGCCAAAGUGGAAGGGGAAUUAGGGGCAGAUGACUGCUAUAAUUCCAAGCCUGGAGAAAACCAUUUAUUUCACAAAGCUCAAUCUAUAACUGAUGGAGACAGUGGAGCAGCGUGUGAGAGGGGAUGGGGGAAGAGCUAGAAGUUUGAAAUUUUGAAAAUUGAUAAAGCAUCUUUAUUACAGAGCAUCAUAUUUAUAAUGCUCAAACAACACUGGAGUCUUUUAGCCCAGAGUCCCGGGCAGUAUCCAGACUUUUGCUAUCCCUGCAUGGUGGCCUUCCAAUAAUUUGUGAAAAUAAAUCAUCUUUUCAUGAUUUAUAUCUCCACUCGCUGCAACAGUGAGGAGAAUGGUUCUUUUUUCUUUUAAUUAGCUCUCCAUCUCCUCCUUCCUCUCCGUUCACCUGUUAUCAUCCUCUCCCCUCUCCUUUAUAUCUGUCUUUCUCUCUGUCGCUCCUCCUUUGUUGGCUCCUAUUAAUGAAAGGAUUACUGUUGGGCUGCGUUCCCGACAAGGAAGAAAGGAAUAUGACUUGCUAAGACAUUAAAGAAGAGCUUAAUUAUUUUAGAAUGUCAUUAAGAGGAUAAAAAAGGUUUAAAAGUCUUAAUAAGAAGGGCAAGGGGAGCAAAUGAAUGAGGAAAUAAAAUGGUUGGAUGUUUUUUCUGAGUGCUACCACACAUGCAGAUACAUGCACACAUGCAUACGUACAGUAAACAUGUUGACAGAACAAGUAUACAUAUCUCUGAACUCCUUAUUUGUAUAAAAAAGAACCGCAACAUAAAUUAAAUGAAUCUUUUAAGAUAUUAAAAAAAUAUGUUUACUAUUCAAACGCAUUAUGAAGCAAAUAUACUAACACAGAAUAUUAGCGUAUAGAGGUGCAAAGCCGAACAAACCACUGUCCAGUGAUCUUUAAAGAAAAUAAAGAAAAUAAUCUAAAAAAAAUAUGUAAUUUGUCUUUAUGAGAAACAAGAGGUCUGUUUUUUUAUUAAUUAUUAUUAUUUGAACAAUUAUGAUUGUUGUUAAUGUUAUUAUUAUUAUUGCCGUUGUUAUUAUUAUAAUUGUAAAUGUUAAAGAAAUGUACCCUUCCUUUUUGGUUCUACUGUAGAGAAAUUGCUGUCUUUUUCCACUCUUACCUUUUCCUCUCUCUCCUAGUCUUUCUCUCUCUUCGUCUUCUGUGCCUAGUCGUCUCUUCUCCUGUCUUUCGCUCUUGUUUAUUUUAGAGUCCAUGUGUAACUGUUGAUAUAUAGCUAACUAUUCUUUAUAGGGGAAAGAUACAAAGCACGACAAAAUUAAAAAGAAUUC